CAGAGCGUCGAGGCUACAGGCCGCCGGUGAUGAGGGCUCCGGUAAACGUCACAUACAGUACUGAAGGAGGCAUCGCUCGGAGCGCGCUGGCGUUCGGCGGAGUCUGCGAUAAACAAACUCCAGGAGAUCUCCAGGUAAAAAAGUGUAUACGUCCGACGCAUCUCUCUCUCGCCGCAGCCACGAUCGCGAGGAGUCGCGCUGUCGACAACGGCCGAGCGGCGCCGGGUAGGAAACGGGAACGUGCGAGCCGCCUGCGAGAGCAGCCCGUGUCAAGCGACGCCGCGGAGAUGGGCAGCACGGACAAGGCCGUGAUCACGGGGUUCAUAUGCAGGCUCUGCAGUAAGAUGAACCGCUUCGUGAUCCACAUAUACGGAGAAGAGGGCGAAAGGAUGAAGCUCGCCGAGAAGAUAAACACCUAUCUGCCGAUCACGGUAAAUAUGAAUGACCCGCUGCCAAAGACUGCGUGUUUGCAUUGCAUCGAGCGAUUAGAGGCGCAUCACGAGCUAAUGGAACAAAUAAUGUUCACCAGGCGGAGAUUGAACACCGACAAUAAGACGACCGCAGUGGCAUCCUCUUCCGCGACAACCGUAGACACAGCUCCGACAUCUAGCCCGCCUCCCUGUUGACAUGUGCAAUGGAAAACUAAUGUAUACUCUCGCUCAACGCGCUGUUCGCCAAGCUCGAAUGAUUUCUAUAUAAUUUUUCAUUUCAUUUGAACCGGUAGUCAACGAGUGAGAGACGUGUAAAGAGAAGGACAGAGGGUGAAGUAAAAUAAUGUGACGUUACACCUGCGUAACACGAUAUUUUUUGCAUGUUUUAUGUUACUUGUCACAGACAAGUAUUUUUUUUUCAUGGUAUUAGAAACGUUCAAUGCCGAUGUCCAUUACUUCCGUGGGAACAAAAUGUCAAAAGUAUGGAGAAAGACUCAACGAGAUUAAACUAUAUUACAUAUGACAGCAUUGAUUGUCAAUUUGUACAAGAAAUUUUAUGAGGUUACAUUGAGUUUUUUUCCUUGCUGAUCUGUGACUAUGGAUGAGCGAAACUAAUCUGCAAGAAAGUAACACUUUAAAUGUAAAAUGUUCUGGGCAAGCGCAAUAAUGUUGAAAUAAUUGAAGAGAAAUGCACACACAUGUAUGUAUAAUAUGUACACGCACAUGUGUGCAUAUAUAUUCGCAUUACAGAGAUGUAUGAGACAGCAGGCAGUAUCCAAAGUACACUCGUGUAGUUUCAGUGUUCAAUGCGUUUUGCACAAUGGAAUGUACCUCCACGAACAUCCACUCAAUCUCUUAAAUAUGAAACUGAUAAAGUUACAAAGUGAACGUCCACUCGACCUCUUAGACAUGAAACUGAAGUUGUAAACUAAUUAAAUGUAAAUCAUAAAUUUUGAUACAAAAGAGUAUUAUCUGCAUUACAUAAAAAUGGGGAAAAAACGAUGAAUGUGCAAUUUACGGUCAAAUCAUCAUGAACGAUAUAUGGCAGGUAGUGGUUGUAGAAUAUAGAAGACAUUAUCUAAAUUAAUUUGUAAACUCUAAAUUUUUCUAAACUUACGUAUGUUAUUUUCGAGAUAUUGUAUGUUUGCUCCAAUUGGGUAACAUUUCUUUAUUUAUAAUCUUGCUCUGCUACUCUGGGUACUCGAUAGCUCAUACGUCUCUUAUGUCCAUUUCCACCAAUGUAGAUUUGAUCUCGGUUUAAUUCACAUUUUACCCUUUUCUAUAGUUUCAGUAAUUGGAGAAAGAGAAAACUUUCAGGUUAAACUGAGAUUAAAGUUAAUUGCUUUGGCAGAAAUGGGCAUCAGGGCCAGUUUUACAAACGUCGGUUGACUGUCAACCAAAGUUCAGUCGACUCCCUAUUUUUUCUGUUUUAUUAUCUAAGAAGACAUAGAGAAUCAAUUAACCUUCGGUUAGCAGUUAACCGUUGUUUGUUAAACUGACCCUUUGUCAUACAUACAUUAUAUAUUAUUUCACGAAUCUUACAAUGUUUUUUUCCUUAAAAACAUUUUAUAAGAUUCUUUAACGAGAUACUGUUGUAUCUUUAAUGUAUCAAUUCUACUGAUGUACAAAGAUAUAUAUUAUACUCCUGGAAAACAAUCUUUAUGCGAUACCAUAUUGUAUAAUGUAGAAAUUUCUUAGCCAUAGAAAAUUAGGGCAUGCAAAAUUAAGAUACGGAAACUUACACUUGUAUUGCAUACGAAGAAAUAAGUCGAGAGAGAGAGAGAGAGAGUAUUUUUAGUUAUUGAUUUUCACAAUGAAAUUUUCUGUUAUUCGCUACAUUGAUAUACAGAACAAGUGAUAAAAGAGAUAUUGUAUAUUAUGUAUUAUGUCUGUCAUUAAUGGUGCAUUAUAUUACUUAGUUGCGUUUAUAAUUGAAAAAGUUGUCUUAUCAUUCUAGUAAGUGCAAAGUACCAUAACAUUUAAAUAUUUGUAUAAUGAUUAUCAUAUUGUAUUAACAAGUAGUUUGCAUAAGUUUUACAUCUUAAUGUAUUCAUCUUUGUUUCCAAGCUAUAAUAUAAUAAAUAAUAUGUAUAACAGAUUUUAAAUAUAACCUGUAACGUUAUUUCCAUUUUUAUUUUACCUUCCGAUAUGUUUCAAUAUAUGACUUGUGUAAAUAAAAGUGCAGGAAUAAGAAGAACUAAUAUGAUACGAGA
Vollenhovia emeryi is the source of this 2644-nucleotide messenger RNA. RefSeq lists its product as uncharacterized. The transcript has 2 exons. The record is from RefSeq and is a predicted model, not a curated record. Gene Ontology annotation, cellular component: nucleus. Bases 30 to 626 code for a protein of 198 amino acids. NCBI's taxonomy places the organism in Eukaryota, Metazoa, Arthropoda, Insecta, Hymenoptera, Formicidae. Gene Ontology annotation, molecular function: zinc ion binding.